GUUCUACAUUGUAUUAUUUGCUUAGCUGUAAGCCCAAGGUUCACAAAUAACUACAACAUACAUUUCUCUACAAAAAAAAACAACCCCGAGUGCCUCGGUUGCUUACUACUCCAAGCAUUGUUCCAAAAAGGUUAAAGUUGUGCAUUGGAAUGGCAUGACGGAAUGGGAACAGCAAGCCGAUUUCUUUCUCCUUUUAAAUUCGCCGGUGGGGAGGAGGGUGGUGAAAUUGGAUCCAUCCUGAUCAUAUCCAUCGUGCUUGGGAUACUUGUGGUGCCUACUGUUGUGUAUGGACAACGGCCGGAGUCCGACCUCGAUGCCGUAAAUAUCGUCACCGGGAUCAACGUAACCGUUAGAUUGCUAGCGGCGGUGACACUGGUUGUUGCAUUUACUGCGAUUCGUUAUAACAUGCAGGAGUGGGUCAACGAUAAGAGCUCCGACAUGAUAAUAAGAACCAAAUUGGUAUUUAUCUGGAUGUUCGGAGUCGCCAAAAUGGUAUUCAUUGUGAUACAAGUCCUAAUUUAUCUGAAGUGCAGGUAUCUAAUAUCACUCGAGUUGACAGAAACUAUAAUCACUGACUGCUUCACAAGCAUCAUAUUUGUGAUUUUACAGCUUAUUUUUUUUCAGCAUGUUGCGCGCUAUACGUUUACGACUAAACCCAUCAUUAAAUAUGUCUCCUCUGUUAUUGCCAUAGCAAAUUUUAUGGAUUUUUUCAUAGUGCUUACUUUAAGUGUCAACGAAAACAAAGAUCUCAUUUUCGACAGAAAUAAGACAGAUAUAGAAAACUGCACCGGAUUUCGCCACAAAACUGUCAACAACAUCAUGUUUAUCACUGAAGCUUUCAAAGCACCAAUCGCUCUCCAAUUUUCUGCGCUGGCAAUAACACUUGCUUUCAGGAUGAAGUCAGAUGCUGAAAAAUCAUCAAGUCAGUGUAAUAUUUUGGGCUUAAAGUUUUCAUGGACGUCUCAGAAGAGGUUGUCAAAGAUUAUCGCUAUCAUUGUACUUAUGAAUGUCCCCCUUCUGGUUUGUGCACCAUUCAAUAUUCUAAAUUUCGAGAGUGAAACUCAAUCCCGGAUAUGGUUGAGUUUAGUUUUGGCACAGAAAACGGCUGCUCUUAUUUGCAUUUUGUCUAUAAAUUAUCUGAUGUUUAAGAAACUGAAAUUGACCGUGAAAUAUGUCAGCAUCAAUGCCAAUGAAUUCAUGCUUUUACUGAGUACCAUCGGGGUAAUGUCCUGUAUGUCGAUGCUAGCGUUUUACCAACGUGAAGUCGAUGGUUUUUUGACGUCAUUGAUUGUCAUUAGCCUGCCCUCAAUUCUAUACCAGGUUAUCAUCAUCUUAUUCGGGAGACGAAUGGAUCUCAUUGGCAAUGAAAUUUCCGCUGUUCACUCGAUUCAACAACUUGUGCUUAUCCUUGGUUGUCAGAACAUAACACUAUGGUUCAACGAUUUUCUUUACGGCGUUUGGGACAUGUCUAAUGACCAUAUACUUCGGCAUAGUGUAUUCAAGUAUAUAGCACUCAUAUUGUACCCUUUGAUAGCCUACUAUAGGUUUCAGUCGGCUAUGGAGCUUAUGGAGUUGUACCGCCAUGUGUCUUGAUAUAGUUUAAGAAGUAUUUUCUUCAGAAAUGUACACAGAGGUAUAAAAAUGAAUAUUGAUCGAACAGUAGGCCAAAAACAGCCUAUAUUAGUUCUUUCCAUUAAAGAUCAAGGCACAUAUACAUGUAUAUUUAUAACAGAAGAAGUGUAUAUAUCUUUAAGUUUUACAUGUAUAUUUUACUAAUUUAUAGAGGAUACGAAGAUAGAGCGACUAAUUAAUAACAGAUUUGAGCUUAGAGAGGGAGAGAGAGAGAGAGAGAGAGAUAGAGAGAGAGAGAGGGAGGAAGGAAGAAAAAAUAUUUGUAUAUAUAUAGCAGCUAUGAUAGACUGAGGAUUUGUUCUACAUUUACAUGUAAGAUACAUUUAGUACAUUGUUUAUCAUUGAUGUUAAGUUACAUUCUAAAAUCUUUUAUUGCCCAAAUCAGCAUUAAAAUUGCUAAAAAAAAAAUGUCUUAGUUGACAAUGAAAUAUAUUUUAAUUUUUUUGUCCAUGGUUAUAUAAUUUACUGGAUUUUUGCUUUGUAUACUUUGCUUAAAUUUGGGUAUUCUAGUUGAAGAUUUUACAUUGUCUGGCAAAGUGUUCCAUAACUUGACUGUUGAGGGCAAACAGCUAUUUUAGUGUGCAACAGUUCUAGUAAUUGGAAUGUGAAAUUAGUUAUCAUUGCGUAGGGAAUAAUUACGUGAAACUGGUAGACAUUGUUCAACCAUAUCAUACAAAUAUUCAGGUGUAUAAUUAUUAAGUAUUUUGUACGUAAAGGUAAUUUUCUGUUUUCUUUUCUUCUAGCACUAAAUGUUUCCUACCCUAAUUCAUUAUAUACGUUUUUUGAGGAUGUGCGUCUGAAUCCUUUGAUGAUGUGCGCAGCCUCAAUUUGUAAACAUUCUAAUAAAUUACUCUUGUGUACAGUUAUCCCAUACUUCAUCACCAUAUUCUAAAAGAGGUCGGAUAAAAGAAAAGUAAACUAACUAAAGACUCCCUGUUUAGUUUAUACCUAAAGGCGCAAAGAUUAUUUAAAGCUGAUAUGCUUUAUCAAACAAUUUUAAGAAUAUGUUCAGUCCAAAAACCAUUUCAUGUGAGAGUAAGUCAGUGGCUUUGUUGUCGACCUUUUUGUGAUCAAGAUCAUUUGUUAAAGAUACAGGUCCUAUUGCAUCGGAGUCUACAAUUAUCAUCGGUAAAUAACCAAAUUUGAUUUUCAAAAUUAACAGUUAUAUCAUUGAUAUAUAUCAAAAUCAGAAAUAGACCAAAUGCAGAGCCUUGGGGAACACCUGCAUUCGUAUUUUGUUUGGUAGAAGAGUAUCCUUCUAGCAAUAUAUUUUGUUCAUGGUCAGAAAGAUAAUCUCAAAUCCAAUCUAGUAUGCUUCCAAAUAUGCCAUUUUGUUAAGGUUUGUAUAAUAGACCCUUAUGCCAAACCUUAUCAAACGCUUUUGAAGUAACACAGAAAAUAAACCCAACAUCUUUUCCGUUGGUCUAGAUUUCUAAUGAUUGUAUUACAUAUUUCUAAAAGUUGAUACACAGAAGAAUAUCUGCGUUGAAAUUCUGAUUGGUUUUUAGAUAAAAGAUUAUGCUCUAACAUGUAGUUGUAGAGGUAUUUAAAAAUUAUUUUCCCCUGAUUUUGCAUAGAAUACUAGUUAAAGCAAUUUGUCUAUAGUUUCCUAGCUCGUCGGGACUACCUUUCUAUUAUAAACUGGUGUAAUUUUAGAAAGUUUUCACACAUGUGUGAGUUGUUUACAAGUCAAUGAUGCUUUGUACAUUUUGGUAAGGGGUCCAGUGAUGGAAGGAAUAAUAUUCUUAAGUUCCUGGGGUUUAGAUGGAUUUAUUUUUUAAACUGAUCUUCUAUUUUAAAUAUGUUCACAGAAAAUGGAGCACCAGGUCCUUGAGGAGGUAAUAGGGGUUCUGAACUAUCCUCAUCUCGUGAGAUAUUUGCAAAAUGUUUGUUGUUGUUUGUUGUCAAUCGGGUGUAUACUAAAUGCUAAAUAUAUGUAAAUAUAUGUAUACUAAAUGCUGUAUACUAAAUGCUACCAUUUGAUUUAAUUGGUGGGGAUUUAGUUUUUUUGUUUUUGUUUUGUUUUUUUUGUUUUUGUUUUGUUUUUGGUGUUUUUUUUAUGGAGAAUUUAGUUAUUGAUUAAAUAUUCUAAGCCAUUCUCCAGGGGGAAUUGCUUUAUUCAAUAUAUGCAAGGUAAAUUUUUCUUUGUAAUUUUGUUUUGAUUUGCGUACCAUGCUUAAAACUUCAUUACGUAUAUGUUGAUAUUUAUCCCAUUGGUAAUCAUUGUUUUUUAAAUUUUGCCUUAUAGUGUACCCUGUUUCUUUGUCGCAUUUUACGUCUAAUCUCACUAGUAAUGAAAGGUUUAUCCGACGGUUGAAUAGUACCUAAUUUUUUGGAAUUUAUUGUCAACAUAAUGAUUGUAUUCUUUAUUAAAAUUGUCAAAAACAUCAUUAAUGCUGUGAUUAUUGGAUAUCUCCCUAUCCCAAUCGACAUCUAAUCGUAAAUGUUUGAAGCUAGCAUUUGCAAACUUCUUAUAUAUCUUUAGUAUGAAUGUUAUUUAAAUGUUAUAAAAUGUAGAUAACUAGUGGUCAAUAAGUUUGAUAAAUGAGUUCA
Messenger RNA from Magallana angulata, 4185 nucleotides. RefSeq lists its product as uncharacterized. The transcript is spliced from 2 exons. The record is from RefSeq and is a predicted model, not a curated record. The coding region runs from base 163 to 1593 and encodes 476 amino acids. Lineage: Eukaryota; Metazoa; Mollusca; Bivalvia; Ostreida; Ostreidae.